GGCAACAUAGGCGUGAAACAAUAACGUGGCUAUAAAAACCAAGCAAAGUGAGAUGUCAUUGCAUUCAUCACACACAAUCACAAACAGUAAACAUUCAAGCAAAAUCUCAUCCUUUCCCUAAUGGCUAUCUGGUUUGUGAUCCUUCUUACAUUCUUUGCCAUUGGUGAAUCUCAGUCCACAAUGUCAUUCAACCAAACCGACCUGCAGGCAGCCAUGACUGACAUGAGAAGUCGGUCCUACUAUGGAUUUGUCAUCCUCCUCAAAAUACUAAACAGCCAGCCCAACUCACUGCAAAACAAUGAUUUGACAUUCCUAAUGCCAAAUGAUGAUGAACUAUCUCAAUUCUCAAUAGCUCUAGACCAGCUUCAUGAUUUCAUACUCAGCCAUCUAUUACAUUUUCCAAAUGGCUCUGUGGUUCCCUCUAGCGUUCCAAGCAGGGUGAUCAGCAUCACCAACGGUGGGAGAACAGGUUUGUUUGUCAACAAUGCAAGGAUUGUCACACCAAAUGUGUGCCAAAGCUCUUCCAUAAGAUGCCACGGAAUCAGUGCUGCUUUGACAUUUGGCAACAUGGUGCCUUCCCACCGAGCUCCAAAACCCAAGGAAGACCCAAAGAACAGCAGUGUGACAAACCCAUCCUCAACUGUCGAAAAGAUGAAUAUCCCACCUUUCCAGUAAGGCGAGAAAAAUACUUUGCCCUUCAGCUGUAAUGUCGUUUCGUUUUAUCAAUAACAUAACAUUACUUUUACUUUGUCUCCACAAUGAUCUAUUUGGCCUGUAGUCCUGAUCCAACUCAC
Molecule: messenger RNA, 794 nt
Organism: Glycine soja
Lineage: Eukaryota; Viridiplantae; Streptophyta; Magnoliopsida; Fabales; Fabaceae
Exons: 1
Coding region: 121-675 (184 amino acids)
Source: RefSeq, a predicted model, not a curated record